CACCCACCACCCACCACCCUUCUCACCCUUCUCACCCUGCUCAUCCUUCUUGUACCGCGCCUUGGUAUAUCUCCUACCACCAUUCCUCCUUGUACCGCGCCUUGGUAUCCCUCCUACUACCACUCCUCCUUGUCCGAGCGGAGAAGAGCAGGUAUAUUAUUGUUCUAUUCUGAUACUCUCGCGCCAUGUCGGAGAACAAUCCCUCCACUGGCAGUGGCCCGCCGCUCAAGGCGCCCACUGAGCCAAAGCACUUCCGUCCAUCGUCAGGCGGCGGUGGCCUAGCCAUGUCUCGACUUCGUCCUCACCCUAGGCGCAUGCACCAUCCACGAGCACAUCCAUACUACGCUGGCAACAAUCGCCAUAGCAGCAACCCCAUUGUUCGCAGCCCACUUCAGCAGUCCUUCCCAGCCUAUCCCAGCAGCGUGUCUGGCGAAGGAGAAGGCAAAGGAAACAACAACAUGGGCAAUAAGCCAGUGAUUCAAGUUCAAGGCCAGCAGACCCCGACCCCGUCCCGUCGGUCUCGACGAAACGAACAACAUGUCGGUCGCAAAGGUGGCGAGUCCCACCGAUCCGCAUCUGUCCCCAUCAUCGUCCGCACUCCCGACGAAGGAGAGUCGCAGUUUGAGACCGGUCCUGGCACUCAAUCGCAGCCUCGUACUCAACCCAACUCACGCGCCACUUCGCCAUUCCCUCUCCUUGGUGACGACGGUGACAACGGUCAUGGCGUGACCCACGGUCAGGGCGGCGGCAACCUCAGCCCCAAUCCACUCGAUCCAACCCGUCGAUCUGUCAAGCAUCUCACCUGCUUCUGGUGGUGGGAGAAAGGCGAAUGUCGCUUUACCGACGACGAAUGUCUCUACGCACAUUACGACACUGGUCACUACACCGGUGCGCCUCGUCAAGUCAUCCCAGGUGAACCAGCCAAGGCAGGAAGAUCUCUUGAACGAGCAUUGAACAAGCUUGCCAUUACCAACCGUGCAGAGGCUCAAGGUCAUGGUCACGGUCACGGACACGGACACAAUCAAGGUCACGCACGCAUCCCAAGCGGCGCAGCUUCUCGAAUGGAGACUCCCAUCCAUGUCAGCGGCGGUAGCGGGUCGAGCCCAUCGUCUUUCCUCGAGAUAGGCCAGGCCCAACAACUCCAAGCGCAAGCUCUGGCUCAGGCACAAGCACAAGUUGAACAUGCCGUCAUCCAGCCUCUCCAAGCUGACAACGACUUCCUCCGCAACCUGAUUCAUUCGUCGCAGCGUGAAAAGCAAGCAUUCGUCGACACCAUUGAGUCUUACCAGAAUGAGAAGAUGCAGCUCCUGGCACGUCUCGAUGCCUUGACCAAGGAGCGCGAAGCUUUCUUGUUUGAGAGAGAUGUUCUGCAAGCUACUAUUCGGAAGCUGCAGUUCCAAGGCACCGCAAAUACUAAUCUCAAUCCCAGUGGUAAUUCCAACACCAAACUUUCCGUUCCCAAGCGUUCUCCGACCAUUAUUGUCCCUGCUGGCUACGAAGGAGCAGCAGCAACUGGUAGAACUCAAAACCAGAACCAGGGCCAGAACCCCUACGGCCCCAUUGGAAGUCGUCGACCAAGUCCCCGCAUGGGCGAUGGCACACCUGUGACUAGUUCUUCUUCUUCUCAGCAACGAAUUGCCAGUGACGGAUCGAGCCAGGCGUCUCUUCAGGGAUACAACAACACCGGUGGCGGCACCACUGGCACAGUCAGCAACAACGGUUACAACGGUUACAACGCCUACGCUAACAACCCCAACCCUGGAUUUCGCGGCUGGGCCAGCACCGGCUACGGCUAUAGCAACAGCAACCAUAGCGCCAGCAGCAGCUUUGUCGUUGUUGGCAGCAACAAUUCCAACAACACUCCUGACAAUAACGUUUAUCCUGCGCUUUCAGGAACAGGAGCCGUGCCAAUUGCAUCUCCCAAUGCAGCUGCCAACUCCCGCGCCAUGUGGGGUCCUUACGCCAACACUGUUUCCACUGCAAAUGCCAACAAUGCAAAUGCCAAACUUCCGAAUCCUAUUGGCCACGAGCGAAAGUUGUCUGCACAGCUGAAGCAGGCUCAGCAGGCACAGCAGAAGCUAGACAAAGGAAAAGGAAAAGAAAGAGAGAAAGAGGACACUGACGCUGACGAUGAUGACGGCAUUCCAAAGUCGUUCAACUUUGGGGAUGAACUUGAGAAUGAGAAGUUGGGGAGUAUGAUGAGAUGCCUUGGUUCGGGUCUCUGAGUUGAGGCUCUGAGACUGCUGCUGUGCCAAUUGCCAUGACAACACAACUGCAUUGGUACAUGAUUCUGGCGUACAGAUGCAGGAAGUAAGCAAAAUUGGCAGUUGGCAGAGCAGGGACAGGAAACAGAUUGGGCAGGGCAUGGUUGGCUAGUUGUUGCACAGUGAUUGGCCGUCCAUCACGCUCUUCUGGUCCUUUGUUCUUCGCCGCAGUACAGAGCAGCAGAGAAGCCUGGGUAAUGGAUGGUGCUUGUUUUGUUUGCGUGUUCAUCUUGUCUUUGCGCGUUGCAUUUGUGAUGUGAUGUCUUGUCUACAGUCUGGCAAGACAAGAAGAAUGAGAAGGUGGACCGUCAUGGUUAACUCGCGGCAGAUGCUCUCUCCAAGUCUGUUCUUUAUCAAGCACAGACUGCCCUGCCAGACAGACUUGACUUCGCAUCACAAAAAAGUUCAUAGUACUAAUAAUGAAAAAAAAGUUGCACAUGGAAAAA
Exophiala dermatitidis NIH/UT8656 is the source of this 2710-nucleotide messenger RNA. RefSeq lists its product as uncharacterized. The record is from RefSeq and is a predicted model, not a curated record. The transcript has a single exon. NCBI's taxonomy places the organism in Eukaryota, Fungi, Ascomycota, Eurotiomycetes, Chaetothyriales, Herpotrichiellaceae. Bases 186 to 2225 code for a protein of 679 amino acids. Gene Ontology annotation, molecular function: metal ion binding.